Messenger RNA from Podarcis lilfordi (Lilford's wall lizard), 4052 nucleotides. The record is from the annotation of a GenBank genome assembly. NCBI's taxonomy places the organism in Eukaryota, Metazoa, Chordata, Lepidosauria, Squamata, Lacertidae.
CCUUGGUAGCAUAAAACUUCUCCCUGUCCUCUUUGAGGUCCCAGCCAUGAAAAUCUACUACUGCAUUGCUGUCCUUUCUGAGAUGUUCUUUGUUUCUCAAGGUAUUUUAAUUUUUAUUAUUUAUUGAAUUUAUUUACUGCCCUAUACCCAGAGGUCUCAGGGAAGUUCACAGAAUAAAAUCAAAAUAUAGAACCACAAAAUACCUAAUCAAAAUAAAAACAACAGCCCAAUAACCCCUACCCCCCCAAAAAAAACCCACCACAUUUUUAAAGGGCAUAGGAUGUCAAGGUAUGCAUACCAUGAUGUGUUGCAAUUCAGCUGUUUCAUGUAACAGUUUCCCUUGGAAGUUAUUUUGCUUUAGGGUGGCCAGGUUGAAACGCCACCUCCCCUAUUGGUCUUUUAAUAUUGCUAUUUUGGAUGUGAGAGUUCUGUCCAGUUAUCUGCAAGACAGAGUUGUUCCGCCUGGCCUUUGGCUUGGAAUCAACUUGAUCCCCAUCCCCUCUUUCCUUUUUCCUUUCUCCUUCUGUGAUGGAACUCCUAUUUGGGGACUUCCCUGGCUUUUUUCUGGCCCACAUAGGACCAGUCUGGAUAGUUGGCCUUGGUGAAGAUUUGAAGUUUUCAUCCCCCAAAAGUUUUUGAUUUGAGUUUCUACUGAAAUGAGGCUGCAUUUUAAUGUUGUAUUUUAAUCUUGUUUUUAAAUUGUAUUUUAAUCAAUUGUUUUUAUACCUGGUGUUAGCCACCCUGAGCCUGGUCUUGGCUGGGGAGGGUGGUGUAUAAAUAAAAUUUAUUACUACUACUACUACUAUUUUGCAUAGAGAGUGGGCUGUUUGUUCUUUGCAGAAUGAAAUUGGAUGUUGGUUGUCAUUGUUGUUGCUGCUGCUUUUUGUGUGUAUGUGUAUGGAAGAGGGAGAGGGGGAGGGAAAAGGGGAGAGACACCAUGCUCUUGCUUCUUGAUCUCUCGUUGGCAUUUGAUACAUACGACCAUAGAACCUUCCUAGACCAGGUCUGAGGAACGGGAAUAUGGGAGACUGUAUUAUAGUGGUUCAAGGAGAAACCUUCACUUUAUUUGGAGCCUGCUGAAAACAUUCUUGUUUGGAUAAAUCUACCUGGAUGCUUAGAAAGUUGAGGUGUUUUAGCAUUUUAACUUCUGUAUGUUUUAAAAUAUGGUUGUAAAUUCUGUCCAUAAGUGACUGUGGAGGCCUAUUCUGGAUCCACACAUUCUUCUACUGUGGCGACAUAGGUUUCCAGCUGGGAAUUGAUCACAGUGAGAGUUUGCCAAACAUGCCUUCCUCUUAGCUUGUUUCUCCUUUUGUCCUGAGUUUGUGCUUCAUUAAAGUCCACGAUGCCUUUGGUAGAAGCCAGUCUCCAAUUGAAGUGCUCACAGGCCAGUGAUUCCCAGUUGUGGGUGUUUAUAUUACUUUUUUUUUUUAGAUUUUCCCUGAGAGUGUCUUUAAACCUCUUUUGUUGUCCACCAGAAUUACACUUACCAUUCUUAAGUUGGGAAUAGAGUAGUUGCUUUGGAAGACGAUAAUCAGGCAUCUGAACCACAUGACCAAUCCAACAAAGUUGAUGUUGAAGAAACAUUGCUUCGACACUAGUGAUAUUUGCUUCUUUCAGUACACUGGUGUUAGUUUGUCUGUCAUCCCAAGUGACAUGUAAAAAAUUUCAGAGACGGAAUCUUUUGAGGAGUUGGAGAUUGUGUUUGCAGCUUAAUUCAUAUAUGGAAGUUAUUUUGUGUGUGCAAAGGUGAAUUUGUGUGUACCUCAAGUCUUCUCUUUUACAAAGGUCUUGCAUGGGAGGGGGUGUUUUUCCUAGAAAUGAAUAUAGUUGUUGUUUAGUUGUUUAGUUCCGACUCUUCAUGACCCCAUGGACCAGAGCACACCAGGCACUCCUGUCUUCCACUGCCUCCCGCAGUUUGGUCAAACUCAUGUUGGUAGCUUCGAGAACACUGUCCAACCAUCUCGUCCUCUGUUGUCCCCUUCUCCUUGUGCCCUCAAUCUUUCCCAACAUCAGGGUCUUUUCCAGGGAGUCUUCUUUUCUCAUGAGGUGGCCAAAGUAUUGGAUCCUCAGCUUCAGGAUCUGCCCUUCCAGUGAGCACUCAGGGCUGAUUUCCUUCAGAAUGGAUAGGUUUGAUCUUCUUGUAGUCCAUGGGACUCUCAAGAAUCUCCUCCAGCACCAUAAUUCAAAAACAUUGAUUCUUCGCUGAUCAGCUUUCUUUAUGGUCCAGCUCUCACUUCCAAAGAUAUUAAAAAGGUGCACCCAUGAAUGAGUGGCUUACAAUGCCUUUUCUCUUUCUGUUUGCAGGUCAAACCGGUUUUAUAGAAACUCGUGAAGCGUGCGAAGCCGCUGAAGGUUGGUGCCAGGAAGGCCCAUGCAGUAUCGGACCCAUGGAAAUUGGAAAGUGUGACACAUGGAUCUUCUGCUGUUCAGGGUAAAGUUUCCCAGUUUGUUUGUUUGUUUUUUAAAUCCGCUCUGUCCCAAUUAAACAUGUGUUUGCAUUUUCGAAUUUUCAAAUUUACAUAUACAGUACACUGGAACAUCACAGGCCCCAGUAGUUUUGCUUCUGGAAUACAGUGGUACUUCUGGAUGUGAACGGGAUCUGUUCCGGAGCCCCGUUUGCAUCCUGAAUAGAAUGUAAGAUGCGACUGCAUGUUUGCGCAUGUGCCGGUCACAUUUUGCCGCUUCUGUGCAUGAGCGUGAUGUAAUUUUGAGUGUCUGCGCAUGCGCGAGUGGCAAAAGACGGAAGUAACACACUCCUUUACUUCCGGGUUGCCGCGGAGCGUAACUUGAAAACGCUCAACCUGAAGCACAUUCAACCCGAGGUAUGACUGUACACAGUUUGUUUUCUUCAUAAGGAGCUGGUACCUGUUCGUUGGUGAAAACUAGAGAAUGGCUCUGAAACCUGAGUACAGUGGUACCUCGGGUUAAGAACUUAAUUCAUUCUGGAGGUCCGUUCUUAACCUGAACUGUUCUUAACCUGAGGUACCACUUUAGCUAAUGGGGCCUCCCGCUGCCACUGCCGUGCGAUUUCUGUUCUCAUCCUGAAGCAAAGUUCUUAACCCCAGGUACUAUUUCUGGGUUAGCAGAGUCUGUAACCUGAAGCGUCUGUAACCUGAAGCAUCUGUGACCCGAGAUACCACUGUACAACAAUGUGAAGCAGAAGAGUAACUUUUUUGGGGGAGUGCUUUGUCAUACACAGACACUGAAAAAUGGCGAUUUGAAAAUGCAAAUACAUGUUUAAUUGGGGCAGAGUGCUGACAGAAAAUCUGAAGGGGGAUUUUGCUUAGUUGGGGUUCAAUUCGGCAGCAGAGGAGGCUCUCAGGUAAUGCAACCGGUGUGGUCACGCUGGGCACAGAGGUCAUGGAGUGCCACAGCAUACACUACCACUAAUGCAUCCAAUAGAAGGUGAGAGUUGUGGGGGGUUCCCAGUUUUUGGCAUCACACAGAGUGCCACUGAAAUUUGAUAUGUCAAGGUCUUUUACUGCCUGCAGGUAAGAAUGAGUUUUCUCAAGGCUCAGCUCUGGAACAAUGAGGAAAUCCCCCAGACCCAUGAAAAUUAAUCAGUGCACAUUACAGCCAAAAGAUGGUUCAAGGAAAAGUUUGAGAGGCAUCCAUACUGCCUUCCCAGUCUCUUCUUCACUUCCUGGGUUAUUGUUUUGGGGAAGAGAGGAGGCUGAAGGAGAUAAUGACAUUCACCAGCUUGUGUUAUGGUGAUAUUUGUAAGUUCUUUCAUGCAGAAGUACUAUUUUUGUGCUUGAAAAUCUGCAUGAAUAUUCUCCGGUAGACUGUGCUUUCUGUUUCUUGCAAAUGCCGUGCGAGGUAUGUCCCUGAAAAUAAAAAUCUGCUAUCUUCCUAUAGGAACUACGGAAACUGAAGUUGGCACCUCAUCAACUAUUAUGUUCUCAUGUGCAUGAUGAUCCACUACUCUUUAGCCUUCAGAAUAUGUUACCAUGGGACUGAGAUCCUACAUUGUUGAUUGCAGGAUUUGUUACACAUCUUUGGAAAACCAGUGCAUAAUGUGUCAAAUAAAGGAGAUGAUGUACCACUAAAAA